UUCAAUGGCGGAUAUUCUGAUUCAUGUAUAACAAAUUUUAAAAAAUGCCUCUGACUCAGGGAAAAGAAAGGUCCAAUCACCGGCGCUACCGGAACCCCUUCAAGUCAAAGAAAUUCGGCAAAAUGAAAAGUUCCAAGAGUCGCGGCGGUAGCAGCCUUGGUUCGGGUGAGGUUUCCGGCAGCUCUGCCACCGUGACGGAGCUUAAGACAAAAAUCUCCAUCUUUAAAGACUUUCUAGAUUUCUCCCCUUGUUCAGGUUCAACUUCUCUGCAUGAGGUAAUAGACAUUCUCCAUUUUUUGUCCUCCAAAGUUUAAUCUGAGCUUCCUGAUGUUAUAAUGGAUAUGCUCCACAGCUGCUGAUCUUGAGCCUCAGGGAUAUUUCCAGGCGGUUUCCGAGCAUUCGAUCGGGGGCAUCAACGUUGGAACUUAAAGAUGAACCUAUCCAUAAGGUCGAUUUCUUGCUUUGAUUGUUUAUUGAAAGAGUUUAUGUUUUCUGUGUACUAAUUUGAACAACAUUGUUCCUUUUUUUCAAUUUUUAUGGUUUUACAGUCUCUCAGGCUGUUCUGUAAUGCCCUGAAAUCACUUGGAGAUCUGCUGACGACAGAGGAAUGGAUGGUGACCUGUAAAUAUGAUUCGUCUAUGAAAUUAGGACUUGCAGAGUUGGAGCUCGUAGGUAAUCAAUUUUAAGUCUGUCUUGUUCUGUGUAAUUUUGUGUUGUCUGAAACUUGGAGUGGAUGUUAAUGUCGAUCGAUUUGUUGCAGCGUUGGCGCUGCUUGAUGACAUGAUCAAGCUCGCUAAGGAGAGGCAGUUUUAUGAGACGGACGAGGAAGAUGAGAUGAGAGAAUGCAGACAUGGAUUUGGCAAAGCUGUGUCUGAUUCUUACUGUUCCGACAGCGCGCAGUCAUCUCUUUCUGGAUCUCCGGCGACCCCGACUUCCGUUCUGCAACAGGCCCGGAAAGCGCGGGACAAGUGCUACUCUCCGCCGGCCGCCGGAAAACUGAGCCCCGUCGAGAUCAAGCGCAUUUCUUUCUAUAUGGUGCCUCAUGACGUCACCGUCGCUCCCGAAAGUCAAAUCGCCGACCGACCAGAUAACGACGAGACAGAAGGUAAAACCGGCUAUGGCGAUGGCGAUGGUGAUGUAAUUAGGGCUGGCGGCGAGGAUUCUGCGGUGGAGGAUGACGUGGAAUUGAGCCAUGUGGAGCCGAAUUCAUCCGAAGCACCGCCGGAGAUUGUUACGGCGGAGUCGGGUGCUGUCCCCGAAACUGAACCGGCGACAGAUGAACUAGAAGUGCCGGCGGCGCCAGCAGCUCCGCCGCCGGCGCCACUACCAGAUUCGCCGUCAAAUGUUGCAGAGCAGAAUUUAGCAUCGGAUAUUCCCCUGCCUCCGCCGCCACCACCACUACCACGACGACCCCUACCACCAUCUGUAUCGCCAAAAAAACAGACCGGAUCACCCCCUCCACCUCCAACACAACCGCCAUCCAUCAACACAGCAACAUGUCCACCUUCACCUCCGCCUCCACCGCCAUCGCCACCGCCAACUAUUGAACUUCCAAAGAAUCCAAUUCCCCAACCACCGCCACCGCCACCGCCAACUAUUGAACUACCAAAGAAUCCAAAUCCCCAACCACCGCCAUCACCACCACCAUCACCAAUAGAAACACCUUCAAAGGAUUCAGUUCCGCCGCCUCCACCACCAACUCCGAUUAACUCAGUUCCGCCGCCAACGGCAGGCAAACCCGCAUCUCUGCCGCCUCCUCCGGGGCUUCUCCUGACAAAAAAAGCAAGCUCAAAGCUGAAAAGAUCAUCACAGAUGGGCAAUCUCUACCGGCUUCUCAAAGGCAAAGUCGAAGGCGCAAGCUUAGAAGGCAAGUCCUCCGGCCGCCAGAGCAAAAUCGGAGCUUCCUCCGGCGGCGGCAAACAGAGCAUGGCCGACGCAUUAGCAGAGAUGACAAAAAAGUCUGCAUACUUCCAGCAAAUCGAAGAAGACAUUAAGAACCACGCCGCCAUAAUCAAGGAGCUCAAAGCUUCCAUCACCUCCUUCCACACUUCCGACAUGAACGAGCUCGUCCAAUUCCACAAGCACAUCGAAUCUCACCUCGAAAAGCUCACCGACGAAUCGCAGGUACUGGCUCGAUUCGAAGAUUUCCCCUGCAAAAAGUUAGAAGCAUUGAGAAUGGCUGCAAACAUGUACUCCAAGCUAGACGCCAUUGCCAAAACAUUGCAGGAUCUGCUAGAAGUAGAUUUGCCUCUCAAUCAACUCCUCGACAAAUCCGAAAGCUACUUCAACAAGGUGAAGGUGGAAUUGGACGCUUUGGAACGUACUAAAGACGAAGAGUCGAAGAGAUUCCAGGCUCAGAAGAUCACCUUCAAUUUCAGCAUUCUCAUGAAGAUCAAAGAACUAAUGGUGGAUCUCUCUUCAAACAACAUGGAAUUAGCACUCAAGGAGAAGAGAGAAACGACACAGCCUAAAGAAGUCGAUCAUCCAAAACACGACGCAGCAGUGAUCAAUAUGCUGUGGAAGGCCUUCCAAUUCGCGUUCCGAGUGUACACAUUUGCCGGUGGACAAGACGACAGGGCGGAUAAACUCACAAGAGAACUAGCCCGAGAAAUAGAAACCAGUCAGUAAUCUCAUCAUCAUGCACCUCCAUAAACACUAUAUAUACAUAAUUCAUUCUCAAUUGCUUAAUCAAUAAUUUGAGAGAGAAAAGACAGAAAUUUGCCUCAACACAAUUUACAUGAUAUUUAGGGAAUUGAGACGGUACAUUUACCAUCACUCUGCACCAUUUUUUGAUCUUCUUCUUCUUCUUCUUCUCCAAGUAGAUGCUUCAGACAAUAUUCAUCUAUAAAUGCAAAUACUUUUGUUCUUUGUUUGUGUGUGUAAA
This is a messenger RNA of Andrographis paniculata, 2884 nucleotides long. RefSeq lists its product as uncharacterized. Gene Ontology annotation, cellular component: chloroplast outer membrane. Gene Ontology annotation, biological process: chloroplast organization. The record is from RefSeq and is a predicted model, not a curated record. Lineage: Eukaryota; Viridiplantae; Streptophyta; Magnoliopsida; Lamiales; Acanthaceae. Bases 781 to 2628 code for a protein of 615 amino acids. The transcript is spliced from 5 exons.